AUGAGGGUACUACUUGGGCUACUCUGCUUCGUAGCAAUGUUCGAAGUGAUCUCGACAGGGCUCAUCCCGAAAGUUUCAGGUUUCAAGCGACCACCGCCGAAACACAAAGUACUGAAGUUUUUAGAAAAAAUACUUUUUACAAAAAUAUAUUUCAGAUCCUCCGCCAAACAAAAGAACAAGCGAAUCAGCCGGAAAAUCGGAAAAUGUCCUGCUUUUUCUGCACUUUCGCUGUUGAUGGAGUUCAAGCUCUUAUUGCUUCAAACGCGACUGACAUGGAAAUUGCAGAUUUCCUUGUGUGAGAACACUUAUCCAAAAGGGCUUUCGAAAAAAAAAAUGGUUUUUAGAAGCCUUUGCGAUACGUUGGAAGUUGAACAACCUCAUGUUUGCAAGAACAUUAUUUUCGCUUUCAAGGUUUGCUUCUAAAAACUCAAUCGCCGGAAGUUUCAACUAAUCGAGAGAGCUGGAAAAGUAUUUAAGGAUGAAGUUGUAUUUGUGCUGGAGAGGUCUCUCUUCACGCCAGCAGAGAUCUGUGGAGCUUUUAUCCAGGACUGUGGACAUUCUGACGCACCACUGACUCAUAUGUGGAACAUUACCAUUCCAGGAGGGAAACCACCAGUCAAACCAUGGCCAACUAUUCCGGUAAACCUUAGAAACAAAAUCAUUCUGAGACCAAUCUUCCUCAGGAGGGAAAGCCAAAACUGAAGGUUCUUCACUUUUCGGACAUCCACAUUGACCGACAGUACGCUGUUGGAUCCGAAGCGUACUGUCAAAUUGACAGUCCUCUGGGAACUUACGCCAUGUGCUGUCGAGAUUAUCAAGACGAGGUGGAACUGGAUUCUAGGAUGAAACCCAGUCCGUUCCAAAAUGAUAAUACUGUUGAAAAUGGAAAAUUUUUUUCUAGAAAAGAUCCUUCAACCGGCUGGACCUUGGGGAAUGCCUUUUGCUUGUGAUCUGCCGUAUCAAACUUUCGAAUCAGCAGUCAAGCACAUCAACAAAACAGAAACAGGAGUUAAUUUCCCACAAAAAAGCUGUUUUCACGUGAUAAUCGCUGCAGAUCGACUAUAUAAUGGUCACUGGAGAUUUUGAAGCUCACGACUCUUGGGAUUACACGGAGGAACUCACGCGGCAGAACAUUAACAACAUGACAGAUCUUUUCUUGAAAUAUUUCCCAAACAUUCCUGUUUACAUUUCGAUCGGCAAUCAUGAAGCGGUGCCUCAAGACGCGUGAGUCGAUUGAUUUGCGUUUGGAUUUGACAGACUUAGACCAGAAAGAAAAUAAGAGUAGUACUUCUUGAAAUUGAAUCAUUUUCAAAAUUAUUGACAUAAAAAAUUAAAAAAGAAAAAAUAGAUUCGAGUCUUUAAAGAGCUUUCCUGAAGUGCUGUCUAUUUUCAUGAAUUCCAAGGAUAAAAUUAACGAGGCAUAAACCAUUUUUCGCCUUUUUAUUUUCGUCAACUUUUAUAUGAUUCAUAUUUUUCCGUGUAUGACAAACUUUAUCCAUGAUUCGAUAUUUAAAAAAAAGGGUGUAACUUUUUUCUCAGAUUUUGAUUCAAUUCCAGAAUGGCGCCCCAUACGAUGCCUGAAUAUGACACCAGAGGACCGCAAUGGCUUUACAAGAUCAUGUCCGACAUGUGGGGAAAUUGGAUUCCGCAGUCUGCUUUGGACACCGUUCAAUAGUAAAAAAACUUUUAUCCAACUCAAAAGUUGAGAAUUUAGCCGUGCCAGCUACGUAGUUUAUCCGAAACCAGGGCUGAAGCUCAUCUCGAUUAACACCGUUUACUGUUCUGAGUUCAACUUGUAAGCUAAUAUCCCUUUUAAAAAAAUAAUUUUCCUAUUUCAAGCUAUCUCUACGUCAAUGAAAUUGAUCCCGAUGCAACUUUGCAAUGGCUCAUUGAAGAACUUCUCGAUUCUGAGCAAAAAGGAGACCGUGUAACCUAAAAAACCCGGCUCAUAAUAACUAUAAUAUAACUGAAAAUUUGAGGUCCACAUAAUCUCUCAUAUCCCUCCUGGAGAUGACUAUUGUUUGAAAGGAUGGUCGCACAACUUUUUCGCAAUUGUCAACAGGUGGGUUAUGAAAAUCGUGAGAAUUAGAAAUAAAUGAUAGCUUCAGAUUUGAGAGCACUAUUGCUGAGAUGUUUUACGGUCACACUCACUAUGACCAUUUUCAGGUACCCUUUUUCAAAGAAAAAUCUGCUGUAUUUGUUCUUAUUGGAGUUCCAAACAGUUCAAAGUUCAUAACUUCUUCUCAGGUUUAUUACGAGCCGGGCACUCGAAGACCAUUCCACCAAAACUGGAUUUCCCCUUCGAUAACGACUUACAACUGGCUGAACCCAGCCUAUCGUAUUUAUGACAUCGAUGGCGGUUACGAAGGAGCAACUUAUGUGGAUAACUUUGAAGCUUAAAAAUCAUCAAGAAAAUUCCAGAACGUCAAAGACGCAUACACCUAUGACACCGAUGUCGUUGUAGCGAACCAACAGAACAAAGAACCUGUCUGGAAAUUGAGCUACAACACGAAAGUCUCGAUAAUCCUCAAUGUUUUGUUCAAAAGAAAACGUUCAGGAGUUCUACCAGAUGCCUGACUUCUCGCCUCAAUCCUGGUCUGACCUGACUGACCGACUGUGGAGCAACCACACUUUGUUCAGACAGUUCAUCAAGUGCUGCUCCUUCCUCUUUUUUUUCUAAAUGGAUUAUUCAGGCUUUACUACCGCAAUGAAUACAACAACGAGUGUUACACGGACUAUCAAUGCCGAUACAGAUUUGUGUGUUAUUUGAAGAAAGGCAGAAGCUACGACGAAAGCUUCUGCGACAAACUUACGCGAUAA
Molecule: messenger RNA, 2820 nt
Organism: Caenorhabditis auriculariae
Lineage: Eukaryota; Metazoa; Nematoda; Chromadorea; Rhabditida; Rhabditidae
Source: the annotation of a GenBank genome assembly